GUCGCCUUGGCAACGGGACGCAUAAGCACGCGCGGCGCGCGGUGGCGGUUUGGUCUGGCCCCUGAGGAAUCGCGUUAUGUCGCGACCGAAGAACCAAAAUUACAAGGGCCAUGGAUUGUCAAAGGGAAAAGAGCGACAGCAGAGAGCAUCGAUCCGGUUCAAGACCACCCUCAUGAACACACUCAUGGAUGUCCUUCGCCACAGGCCAGGAUGGGUGGAAGUGAAGGACGAAGGGGAGUGGGAUUUCUACUGGUGUGACGUCAGCUGGCUCCGGGAGAACUUCGACCACACCUACAUGGAUGAACAUGUGCGGAUCAGUCACUUCCGGAACCACUAUGAGCUGACCCGGAAAAACUACAUGGUGAAGAACCUGAAGCGGUUCCGGAAGCAGCUGGAGCGUGAGGCAGGAAAGCUGGAGGCAGCCAAGUGCGACUUCUUCCCCAAAACCUUUGAGAUGCCUUGCGAGUACCACCUGUUUGUAGAGGAGUUUCGCAAAAACCCAGGAAUCACCUGGAUCAUGAAGCCUGUAGCCCGGUCGCAAGGGAAAGGCAUCUUCCUCUUCCGCAGGCUGAAGGACAUCAUGGACUGGAGGAAGGACACAAGAAGCUCUGACGACCAGAAAGAUGAUAUUCCCGUGGAGAACUAUGUGGCUCAGCGUUACAUUGAAAAUCCCUACCUGAUAGGAGGCCGCAAGUUUGACCUGCGUGUCUAUGUGCUGGUGAUGUCGUACAUCCCGCUGCGGGCCUGGCUCUACCGGGAUGGCUUUGCCCGAUUCUCCAACACCCGCUUCACGCUGAACAGCAUUGAUGACCAGUAUAUUCACCUCACCAAUGUCGCUGUGCAAAAAACAUCUCCCGACUACCACCCAAAGAAGGGCUGCAAGUGGAUGCUGCAGCGCUUCCGGCAGUACCUGGCGUCCAAACACGGGCCCGAGGCAGUGGAGACGCUCUUCAGGGACAUCGACAACAUCUUUGUCAAAAGCUUGCAGAGUGUGCAGAAGGUGAUCAUCAGUGACAAGCACUGUUUCGAGCUGUACGGCUACGACAUCCUCAUCGACCAGGACCUCAAGCCGUGGCUCCUGGAGGUCAAUGCAUCCCCAUCACUGACAGCCAGCAGCCAGGAAGACUAUGAGCUCAAGACCUGCCUCCUGGAAGACACCCUGCAUGUUGUGGACAUGGAAGCGAGGCUGCGUCAACGAUCGGAAGAAACAACUGAGGCAGCUCUUCUGCUCCCUUCAAGUUCAGAAGAAAGCUUCCAGUUGAUCCCCAGCUGCCAGGAGGAAAUCAGCCUUAGCAGGUGCCACCCAGGCCUCCCCGCCAGUCCCAGAUCCCAGCACAGCACCUCACAGCGUUCACCUCCCCACCUCCAGCCUGGCACCAGCUUUGCUGGCUUAGCAGCUGCAGCUUACUACCUGAAUUGGGCCCCUUGGAUACCUCCAGCCCAUUCCCAGGCAUCUUUGCACCAGGAGACAGCCAAUCCCUGGGACAGGGGGAGGUUUAACCUUGACAAACUGACUUGGCAAUUAGGCCCAAAGAGAACAAAUACAGCAAGUUCUGCUAACCCCAAGAGAUCAUAUCUAAUAAAUGAGCACAGGCCCUACUUGGAGUCACUGGGCACCAGGCCUGGUUCCGGGGAUACUGUUGGCUGCAGCCAAGUCCUCCUGGCUUUGACACUUGGAUGCCUCCCAAGUCAGUGCUGAAAAGGUCCUUCAGAAGCAAGAGUUUGGAGGCUAAGGAACUCGUCUUUAAGCUAUGCUUACAAAGCAAGCAGUUAUUAGAUUGUGUGUUUAUUGGGGGUCUGGGGAAGUACUGAGCCCGAAACACAUCCUCUUCUCCUUGCAAUACCCUGACCUUGCAUGUCAGGGGAACCCAUGGGGCUCCCUGACCAUCAUCUGAAAACCAGUGGGACAGAGCAUCCCCAUUUCUCAGAUGGAAAAGACAGACCAGGGAGGCAGAGGUUAGUGAGGGUCUCUGCAAAGGUGCAUUUAUCUAAGUCAGAUGGGUGACUUAAGUGCUUCUCUAGGCCUUGUGUUUGAGAUUGGGAGCUGAGCCAGAAACCAGAAAACCUUGGGCUCAUGGGCAGGACAGCUUCGGGAGUUGAGUGUGAGUAAAAAUCUCUGCAUUUUCACAUCUUACAUUCCUAAGCCUCCUCUUGGUUUAAGAGGGGUUGCAACAAGACUUGGGGCUGUUGGGUAACUGCUCCAGGGGGGACUUACUCCCUCUACCACUCCACCUGCUUCAGAGUAGUUUCUCUGGCUGCAAAUGGUGGAAUCUGACUGCCUAGGUUAAGCCCAAAGGGAAGAUUUUUGGAAGGAAAAUACUGACAAAUCCAAGAAGUGAACCAGCCGACUUUAGGAAAGCCAGAAGCCAGGCUACUCUGGACCUUCUGCCUUCAGAGCAUGAGGACUUCUCCCACUCAUCCUUGUACCUGAGGCAAACCAACCCAGACAGGUCCAGGCAUGGACUCCAGGUUCCCUAUUUCCAGGAGAAGGAAUGCGAUUGGCUUUUUUUGGCCCAGCACCCACCCUGCCAGGGAGGAAGGGGCAAUUUUCCAAUGGUGAAAUUGUGAAUCAGGCAGUCACACUGGAGAACAUCUAGCAAGGUGAAUUCUGCAACUCCCUACUUUAUUUACAUUUUAAAAUAAGCAAUAUAUUCAUAUAGUUUAAAAUCCAAAGUUUACAAAAGGGUAUAGGGUGACAUCUCCUUCCCUCCUACCUGUGCGCCCCAACCCUGCAGGUGCUGUUCUGAGGGAAUCACACUGUGCUUGCAUAAAAAUUAUUAGCUUAUAAGACACCUGCCUUCUCCUUGCUUUUCUCACUUGAUGUAUCUUGGAACUUGUUCCUUAUUCUUGAUUAUAGUUGUAUGGUACUGCAGUAGCUGGAGCUAACACCUGUGACCCACAUUCACGUUUUAAAAGAGUUUCUGCAUUAGUCAAAAAUAUUUAAAAGAUUCAACUUCACAACCCAAAUAGUCUAGCUUCUCUUGAAAAAACGUUAAGAACUGGCCAUGACAGCCUGUGUUUCUAUGUAACUAUGAGCCAGAGCCAAGGAGCGGGGGGACCAGGAGAGGUGUGCCCCUGCCAUGCUGCCAUUUGUUAUCACCUGCCUGUCAAAUCACAGGUUCAUUUCAAGGCAAGAACCAUGUUCAUACGUUAUAUUCUAAAUGGAGCGGUGUGCCCUCACUGAAGGACUAGAUGAGGCAAAUAAAGACUAGUUGCUGCU
Molecule: messenger RNA, 3220 nt
Organism: Pongo pygmaeus (Bornean orangutan)
Lineage: Eukaryota; Metazoa; Chordata; Mammalia; Primates; Hominidae
Gene: TTLL9
Product: tubulin tyrosine ligase like 9
Exons: 13
Coding region: 77-1699 (540 amino acids)
Biological process (GO): protein polyglutamylation; microtubule cytoskeleton organization
Cellular component (GO): ciliary basal body
Molecular function (GO): metal ion binding; ATP binding; tubulin binding
Source: RefSeq, a predicted model, not a curated record